This is a messenger RNA of Alternaria arborescens, 951 nucleotides long. RefSeq lists its product as hypothetical. The record is from RefSeq and is a predicted model, not a curated record. The transcript is spliced from 3 exons. NCBI's taxonomy places the organism in Eukaryota, Fungi, Ascomycota, Dothideomycetes, Pleosporales, Pleosporaceae. The coding region runs from base 1 to 951 and encodes 316 amino acids.
AUGGCAGCGACACUUAUGCUGUUUACCUGCUAUUGUGCAUUCAUACUCGCAAUCACCUUUCGAAGUUCUGACCGAAACCUCUUCAGCGAAGAGGCCAUUCACGUAACUUUAAUUUUUAUUCAACUAUCUGAAGUCUUCUACAUCCUCACUACGACAUUCCUCAAAGUCUCGCUGGGACUUUUCUUCCUUAGGGUUCUUACCGAGAAAUGGCAAAAGCUCAUAUUUCAUGUCAUCCUCGCCAUCAGUGCGACGUAUGGCCUCUACUACGUCUUCAUCGCUCUUUUUCAGUGCGGCGACCCAACACGCCUCGCCGACAGUCUGCUAUCACCGUCUUCCCCUAAUUGCCUGCCGUCUGCUCUUCUUCUUACCUCGGGCUACCUCUACGGCGUCAUCAAUGUCAUCGCUGAUUGGACAUUUGUCCUGAUCCCUAUCACCGUUCUACUGGACAGCGACCUCGACCGAAGAAGCAAGAUCAGUGUUAGUAUCGUCAUGGCGCUUGGUGCAGUAGGUAGCGUGAGCUCGAUCUUCCGGAUGGUCUACUUGAAGGGACUGGGCUUACAUGCAGGCGGUCUACGAGCUGAAUCUGUAAAAGCAACAAUCUGGGCAACUGCUGAACCGGGCACUGGCAUCAUCGCAGCCUCAAUCGCUAUUCUUCGCCCUCUUUUUCGCCAGAUAGCUUCUGACGUCCGAUCAAAAGCGUCUCACUACUCACACUCACGCAAGGGGUCUCAACAAUCCGAUGAUACCAUCGCGCUGACGAUUCAGGAAUCUGCUGCUCAAGCGAUGAAGAACAAGAGACAUAGCAUGUACAGAGUGAGUGAGGAUCUCGUCGAUCCUUGGAGUCCGACCAUUGUUGCGACGGCGGAUGUGCAAAGAAUGGUUGUAGUGAAAGGGAGAAUGAGUCCUGUCCCAACAGUGACAACGAAGGCGAGGGAGAUUGACAUAGUGUGA